UCAGAUUCAGGCACACACAGUUAGGAACUGUUAAUGUAGCUGGCUAGAAAGCUAGCCAACGGUAUUGCUAAUCGAACACGUGAAAACAGGAUAUUUAAGACCUCGGCGAAAAGAAACAGCAUACCUGUUUAAUGAAGCCUCGUUAUUGAACAGUUUAGAAUUCAGAAGUUACAUUUAGCAAUAGUUGCUUUUGUUAAUUAAAAAAGAAAAAUGGCGGAUAUCGCAACGACUGGAGUGGAGAAGACCCUGGACGAUUUCUUCGCAAAGCGGGAUAAAAAAAAGAAAAAGGAGAAGGGUAAAGGGAAGGAACAGGCUGCACCACCCGCGUCCGUUGUUUUGAAAAAGAACAAAAAGGAAAAGGAGAAGUCAACAAAAAAUGAAAAUCAAGACACGCAAGUCGAGAAGGAGGAUGAGGAGUGGAAGGACUUUGAGCAGAAGGAAGUGGACUACAGUGGCCUACGGCUGCAGGCCCUUCAGUUAAGUGACGAGAAGGAGGAAGAGGAGUAUGAGAAGGAGGAAUUUGGGGAGGAUGGGGAGAUCAUCCUUGUCAGUGGAGAUAAAGUUUCAGGUCCAUGGAACAAGUCUGGCUCUGCACCUGCUGCACCUGCUCCAGUGGAGGAAGAGGAGGUGCCAGAGCCAAAAUCAGCAGGGGUUUACCGGCCACCAGGAGCACGACUGUCAACCGCUAAGAGGGGCCCUUCCCAGGGUCCCCCUGAGAUCAACAGCGACACACAAUUCCCCUCACUCCUGUCCACUGCCAAGCACGUUGAGACACGCAGGGACAGAGAAAUGGAGAAGACCUUUGAGGUGGUGAAGCACAGGAACCGAAUGAGAGAGGAGGGGGGCGGGGCCUCUGCGCAGCAGUUGCAGCUGGACAACCAGUAUGCCAUCCUGGGAGACAAAUAAGGCCUCUCGCACAGCACUUACCCAGAACCCCAGCAUGGUCUUCCCCGACCCCUCGGAGGAAACUUUUAACAGCUGUGGCCUGUACAGCCCUGACAAAGCUGGAGCUGCCACCACCAGACUGAACACCCACCCACCCCACUCCUACCCCACCCCCUCCCCUCUGUCUCACACACACACAUACACGCGCAUAUAUAUGUAUAUAUAUAAUAUAUAUACACCCACACACAACCUCUUUCAAAGGAUGUUGUUUUAGAUUAACAAAAUCAAAUCGAAACCAAUCUGUACCCAUGUGAAUAAUACAACAAAAAAUGUCUAUUGUGGAUCAUACUCAGAGCAGAGGUGGCACACCUGGUCUCUGGUCUGCAACAGUCGCUCUGGGAAAAACUGAGCAUCGAGAGCAAGUUUGGGGAGCAAAGUUGAGACAACUUAUAUUUUUGCAAUGAUACGGCAGCCGAGCUGCAUAUGGAUUUAUUUGUGGUUUGGAGUUGUGAUCUGGGCUAGGAAGGAGACUACCUCAGUUACACUUCGGUGGAUACUGUGUUGACCAUGCAUCAGUGGCAUCCCGAGUCGGACAAACUGCAGCACUUGACACAUUGAGCUGUUCUUGGAACUUGAAGACUACAUUUUGCCCUCAGAAAGACAUUUUGCCUCUCUGCAAAGACCUGUUGACAGUGAAAGUGGUUAGAAUCAGUUUGACAUGAAAUAUCUAUUUAAAGUGGCCUUACUAUGGAAAAGGGAACUAGAUUCCUGUGCAUUGUCCUUAGAGUAAAAUCUUGGCUUUCAAAGGGUGUAGUAGGAUCCAUAAAAGCACCACUUUGGAAAAUCUAUCUUUCCAGACGUCAUGUAUGGGAAUGUAGUACAGAGCUGCAGUCUGAGUAACAUGAUAGACCAAUGAACUGUUUUACAUUUAUUUACUCCCUUCUCCACCCCUUUCUUGCCUAACCCCCUCCCCCCUUUUUUUUCCUUUGAAAGAUUUCUUUAAUCUUGACAGCUUCUUGGUUAACAUUAAAUGUGUCCUUUCUAAUCUAAUGAGAAA
Conger conger (European conger) is the source of this 1942-nucleotide messenger RNA. RefSeq names its product carnitine deficiency-associated gene expressed in ventricle 3 (gene cdv3). The coding region runs from base 211 to 906 and encodes 231 amino acids. Lineage: Eukaryota; Metazoa; Chordata; Actinopteri; Anguilliformes; Congridae. The record is from RefSeq and is a predicted model, not a curated record. Gene Ontology annotation, cellular component: cytoplasm. The transcript is spliced from 5 exons.